This is a messenger RNA of Phycodurus eques (leafy seadragon), 1116 nucleotides long. Its product is annotated as zinc-binding protein A33-like. Lineage: Eukaryota; Metazoa; Chordata; Actinopteri; Syngnathiformes; Syngnathidae. Gene Ontology annotation, molecular function: protein binding; zinc ion binding. Bases 1 to 1116 code for a protein of 371 amino acids. The transcript has 8 exons. The record is from RefSeq and is a predicted model, not a curated record.
AUGACUUUCAGAGGGGCAGCAGAGGAGACUAAACCUUAUGGUUUUGAGAAAGAGAAGCUGUGUGUACAGCAUGGAGAAUUGUUCAGUGAGUUUUGCCUGGAAGACGAAGAGCUGCUGUGCCAAAAAUGUCACAUGGACAAUCAUGGACAGCACCAGUGUUGCUCCAUUCAAGAGGCUGUUCUUGUCUGCAAGAAGCUGCUACGAUCAACCAUCAGAGAUGUCCAGGAGCAGCUGGAGAAUAUAUCUGCCAUCAAACAAAGAUGGGAGGACACAGUGACUCACAUCAUGAGCCAGUCAGUAACAGGAACCCAGGUCUUGAGGCAGGAGUUCGAGAAGAUGCACCAGUACCUGCAUGAUGAGGAGGCCACUCUGAUGUCACAGCUGAAUCAAGACGAAGAAGUGAAGGUUCAGAGGGUGGAAGACAAGAUAAACAAGAUCAGUAAUGACAUACGAAUGCUGACCACCAGUAUGAGAGACAUGGAAAAGGUUAUGGAGUCAGAGGACAUCAUUUUUCUAGAGAACUAUAAGAGUGCCUUAAAAAGGACUCCUUACAGAGCAGAAGCGUCUCAAGAUGAAUUUGGAACUCUGCUAGAUGUGCCAAAGUACCAAAGCUGCAUCCAAUAUUAUGUUUGGGAGAAGAUGCCGAUAAUUAUCCAGUACUUUCCGGUGACCUUGGACCCCAACACAGGCUCAACAUGUUUAGGUGUGUCUCCUGACCUAUCUAGUGUGUUUGUGUGUGAUGAAAAGCCUCUUCCAGACAACCCUGAGAGAUUUGUAAACCCAAAGGGCAUCUUGGGCUCAGCUGGAUUCAGCUCUGGGAGCCACCACUGGGAGGUAGAGGUCGGAGAUAACAGUCAAUGGUCUCUUGGCGUGGCCAACGAGACUGUUAAAAGAAAAGACUCGUUGAGAUUGGAUGACAACCCUGAAGAAUCUGGUGAUGGCCUGUGGACUGUGUCUCUCUUCUCUGGGGAUUAUUAUGCUUCUCCUGGCCAAAGCGCACCUCUCACACUGAGGAGAAAGCCAUCCAGACACCCCAGAAGCCCAGACUUCCCUCUACCCAGCCACUUCCUCAAGCUCAUCCGAGGGGAUCCAGAGGCGUUCCCAGCCUUAAAUUGA